Effrenium voratum is the source of this 1372-nucleotide messenger RNA. The record is from the annotation of a GenBank genome assembly. NCBI's taxonomy places the organism in Eukaryota, Dinophyceae, Suessiales, Symbiodiniaceae.
AUGAGCUGGGUGGCACUUGUCUACUGGAACCUGGACAUGUUCUUGAGCUUCGUGACCGGCUACUACAAUGCCGGGGUCUUGAUCCUGGACGUGCGGCAGACCAGCAAGAGCUACAUGAGGAGCUGGUUCCCCUUCGACCUUGGACUGCUUAGUAUCGAGUGGGUCCUGGUGGCAAUCACUGCACGCCCGGAGGUCAUCAAGCUCUCGCGCAUGGUCAGAAGCCUCCGCUUCCUCCGCCUGGUGCGGCUGGGGCACUUGUCGAAGGCCGGGUCCUUCAUCGAGCAGAUGGAGGAGCAGAUCACAUCGCAAGUGGCGAGCCUACGAUACAGCCUCGCCAAGAUUGUGUUGCGCUUGCUGCUGAUUAACCACUUGAUCGCCUGCCUGUGGUAUGGACUGACCACCAUCCAGGAAGACACGAACUGGGUCAAGGAGCACGGGUUGCAGAACCAGUCUCCGGGAUACCUCUACGCCACGUCUUUGCACUGGGCCUGCAGCCAGCAAGGCGUCGGUCAGACCAAUAUCGAGGCGGUGACGCUGCCCGAGCGCGCCUCGGGCUUCGGGCUUCGGAGCGCUGGCAUCUUCUCGGUGCUUGUGGCCUUUGGCGCCCUCAUGAUCUUCUCCUCGCUCCUGAGCGCCGUGUCGGCCCUGAUGGCCAACUUGCAGAAGCUGUCGGAUGGGGAGAUCGAGCAGUUCAGGGCGCUGAAGCGGUUCUUCGCCCAGAACAGCAUCGACACGGACCUCGCCCAGCGCAUCACCGGCUUCCUGCAACGCACCUUCAAGGCGAAGACGGACGCCAAGUCCGCGGAAGGCCCUCUGCCCAUGUGGAAUAUGCUUUCGAAGCCUUUGCAAGCGGAGCUUGAGCUUCAGAGGCACAAGGACUGCAUGGAGCACUUGCCCUUUCUCAAGCAGCUGCUGCAACACGACAGCUCCCACAUCGUGCGGGUGCUGAGGGCCGUGGCCGCGUCGAUGAUGUCCCACUCGGUGCUGGCAGACGGAGAUGUGGUUUUCGUGGCCGGCUACAUCGCGCGCGCCUGCUGCUUCAUGUCUGGGGGCACCUACUCCUACACGCUUAGAGAGUCCCAGCACAAAGUUCAAAGACUUUGGGCGGCCGAGAUGAGUCUCUGGACGCCCUGGGUACAUCAAGGGGACCUAAUCUCCAAGAACAUCUCGAGGCUCAUUUCCCUGGAGGUGACGGACUUCUGCGAUUGCAUUGGCCAGACAGUGGAGACGCGCCAGAUGGCAUCAGCACCUCAGACGAUGGGAGACCCGCCCGAGGUCUAUGCGCGGGACUACGUGCAGAUCCUGGCGAAACAACCCUUCUCUGACCUCAUUGCUACCCCGAUGAGCCUGCAGGGUUCUGAGGAGACGCUGA